This is a messenger RNA of Oldenlandia corymbosa var. corymbosa, 479 nucleotides long. Lineage: Eukaryota; Viridiplantae; Streptophyta; Magnoliopsida; Gentianales; Rubiaceae. The record is from the annotation of a GenBank genome assembly.
UGCAUACGGAAUCCUUAAAUUUCGAUCAUGACAAAUAAAUAAUUAGAGCUUUUGAUCAUCUACAUGGAAUGUCGGUGGCUUCGCAACCUCCGGCGAACACAGACGCUGAACUUCGCUGGCGGGAGCAACACACGCCAGAGAAGUCAGAGCUUCGAAAUACUGCUGAAAGUAAGACAUUUUGGGAAGAGAUUAAUGAUCAAUUGAAGACCUUAGCUACUGCUAUAGAUCAAUUGACCAACAAUAAGUAGGGCGAUCCACAUGAUCAAUCGCUUCAGUCUGGGCAUUUUCAAUAUGAGAAUCCACAAAUUCUUGAUACUCCGGCUGAAACACCGAGUACAUAUUUUGGAUGGGGAUAAUGUCUAUUACCUACUGUAAGUCCUCGGCCAGCGGAGGCCGGUGCCGAAUUCGGUGUCAUCACGGCAGUGGAGUCACCGGAAUUUGUGAUUUCCUUCGCCGAUGGUUAUAUGAGAGCUUCAAGG